AUGGCUGCUAAUGGUAGGCAGGUUGUGGAGGAUGAAGAAAGCCUUUCUGUUGGAAGUAAAAUCCAACCUUUCUCCUCUACACCCAUGCAAGUUUCUGACUUUCUCAUACUUUCUUACCCACUUCUCCUUCUCUCUUUGGUGUCAGAACAGAAGCAAACUUCCCCUACAUUAGCUGAGAUACUGGGCUUUGAUGAGAUAUUUUCCUUAAAUGUUUGGCGAGCAUCUGUAGGGGAGCUUCUUGGCUCAGCUGUUCUCGUCUUCGCUCUCGACACCAUAGUUAUCUCAACCUAUGAGACUCAAACCAAAAUGCCAAACCUGAUAUUGUCAAUCCUCAUUGCUCUCACAAUCACAAUCUUACUUCUUGCCGUCUUUCCUAUCUCCGGUGGUCACAUCAACCCCGUCAUCUCCUUCUCCGCCGCGCUUGUUGGCCUCAUUUCCAUUUCACGCGCCACCAUCUACAUUCUGGCACAAUGUGCUGGUGCUGUGCUAGGGGCAUUAGCACUCAAAGCUGUGGUGAGUAGCACAAUUGAACAAUCCUUCUCUCUUGGAGGGUGCACCCUCACAAUCAUCACUCCAGGUCCAAAAGGGCCCAUCACCAUAGGCCUCGAGGCGGGCCAGGCCCUUUGGCUCGAAAUAAUAUGUACCUUUGUGUUCCUUUUUGCCUCGAUUUGGAUGGCAUAUGACCAUCGCCAAGCAAAGGCCUUAGGUCUCGUUAAGGUCUUCAUGAUCAUCGGAGGUGUCCUUGGUCUCCUAGUGUUUAUCUCAACGACGGUCACGGCUAAAAAGGGCUAUGCUGGUGCUGGAAUGAACCCGGCAAGGUGUUUGGGCCCGGCACUUGUUAGGGGUGGCCACCUCUGGAAUGGGCAUUGGGUCUUUUGGGCCGGCCCGAUAAUUGCUUGCGUGGCGUUCUAUUUGUACACGAAGAUCAUUCCCCGUCGGCACUUCCAAGCAAAAGGGUACAAACAUGAUUUCUUGAAUAUUUUGAAGGCUUUGUUUGGAUCAAAUGGUGGGCAGAAUUAG
Molecule: messenger RNA, 1020 nt
Organism: Ilex paraguariensis (yerba mate)
Lineage: Eukaryota; Viridiplantae; Streptophyta; Magnoliopsida; Aquifoliales; Aquifoliaceae
Source: the annotation of a GenBank genome assembly